AUGGCCGUGGCACUUUUGAUUUUCUUUGGGGGAGGGCAGCUACGUCCUGCUGCCCUCCCUUUUGAGCAGGGCGAGGACCCCUCGCCAUCCCUCCCUCCCUUCCUCUGCAACAACCGAUUCCAUGCCAGGUCACUCCCCAGCGGUGGGCAACAAUCACAAUGGGAACGCAACGAGCAGUCGGUCUUGCUGCAAAAACGCGGCCCGUCCAGGCCUACAAAGAUGCGGCAUUGGAUGCGAGGCGUGAGAGAGCGAGGCUCUCAAAGCGCGAGUUCAAGCCGAUACCUGAUCGGCCACGCGGGAGCGACAAGUAUCGCCAACAACAAAAGCUGGCAAUGCAAUCGUGGAAAAUAUUCUUCACGCAGGUUUACGAGACAGAUCCGGACGACGUCUACCAAGCCGAUCCCGACCAGAUUUGGCUUGACCUAUGUAACCGCGGGACCGACGCAUACAAUGGAGCGAUUCACUGUUGCCAGCAGUUCCUUAAGGAUUACGUUAGGGCUUCUGAGCGACCGGUCGUGAGCAUCGGGCCGGAAGAACGCAGGAUUGAACGAUCAAUAAAUAGGGAUUUGAGUGUCAGACACUUUUGGGAAUCCCUCGUAGUUGCGGCUGAUAGAACGAUCCUUAGCGAAAAGAGGAGGAGUGUUACUAGCAACCCUGAUAAAUGGACCUUGUCAACUACACAAAGCCACAAGUCACGGGGUUCAGGGCCAGUCUGGCAGAUUUCACACCGGUUCGCUGCUACCAUGAUUCCGCUCGCUCACACAAAUUACGGACAGUGGAUUGCCUCUGAUUUGUCGACUGAGCUCGAGCUCACUAAGAAGCAAACAUUCGUCAAGGUCGCAGCGACGACCGCCGAUAUUCUUGUUGUCUUGAUGACUCUAUGGACUCGUGCGAACGAUAUUCCAUGCGACCGCGAGACUCGAGUCGCCUUCCACGCUAGAAUUCUAUUGGCCUCUAUGGGUGGAUUCCGCCGUGGAACUCUGGAUAAACUGAAAUACAGUCAAAUCAAAAUGCAUCUCUCCCGGCCUGGAAAAAAGGCCGUCGAAAACAUGAGUGUCUUCGGCGACCUUACAUUAUACUACAACAAACAGCAGACAGACAAGAUUUGUACCUCGCAGGAUGAUGUAAUUGAAAUAGGCCUGAAAAAUACAAAUGAUCCACUUGUCGACCUGGUGAGAAUCGUCGCUGCCCAGGCAAUCAAGGACGGCGCUUUCGAUCCCCCGUAUCACUCUUGGGAGGAUCUCGAAAAGCCUAGGGACGCCGAAUAUGCCGAACUACAUUGGAAAAAAGAAAUGUUAGACCGUGAGAUCUUUGCACUGUCUCACGAAACUGAGCGUGCCCUCUGGUAUCGUACACUUCUGGUGGCCGGCUAUCGUGAACCCAUGCGGUUGUACUCCAUACGAGUAGGUGCAGGUGCUCGCCUCGACAAGUCGUUCACUUCGGCGCAGCGCAACUAUGUGCUCUCCAAUUCCAACAAAGUAUUCGAGGAAUACUACCAGCCGAGGAAUUUCGAUGGCGACCUUGUUCAAGUCGCAUUCGGCGAGCAUGCCCGAGGCAAUGACGAACUGUUCAAACGUAUGCGGGAGGCCUCUUUUAAACGAAACGAAAAUGCCCCAAUCUAUGUAACCCAAGAAGAUCUCGAGUCUUUCCAAAAGCGGGAGGACAUCAGCGAGCUGCGUGCAGAAUACGCGAGACUCAAAGAAACUGCGAGGCUUGAAAAGCGCGCGAAGCAUGAAGAGGGCAAGUCUGAAAUUAAUGAUAAGUCCGAGGCUGAAAAGGAGGCGGCUCGUGUACUAUCUCACAUAAGCAAAACAAUUGCAAACCUGUGCGCCAGCACACUCAAGGGGUCUAGAGCUGAGUUUUUCGAGCGAGUGGACCGCGAAGAGGGGGACAAGGGCAAAUUUAAGAGGGAUUUGCAAACCUUACAUGUCAACCCACAAAAGCCUCGGCACAUCGCAGCAGGUAACGCUGCGGUGAAGAUCGGCCAAAUCUUGCGUGGAGACAUUGUUCGAGGCGACACCUUCAGCAAAGCACUUCUUUCUUUUCUCCAGUGCCAAGAAAAGGAUCACAUUAUCAACAAUGCAAUGGAAUGGAGCAAUCAUGUUGAGAAAGUUCACGGCAAGCUCAACGCCCCAGGACUGCCGGAAAACAAGGACAGCUUCGCCCGGAAGCGGAAAAGAAACGAGCACAGGCUAAAGGGAGGAGACGAGGCAAGUGAUAUCCAACAGGUCAUCGGGAAGAAGCGAAAGGUUUCAGACAAGGGCCGACUUGAGAUUUACGAGGGAAAGUUGGCCUUAUGCCUCUUUUGCAAAAUGACAAUGGCACCUGGGAGGUGCUUUUCCAAGCAUCUAGGAAAGAAGCAUCGGGGUAGGUUUGAGUCUGAAAUUCACUGCCCCAAAUGUUUAGAGUCGGAUGAAGAGGUUGCAAUUCUCGGGCGUUAUCAUUGGAGUCACCAUAUUGCGGAGGUUCAUGGUGGCGACAACGGCGCUCUGCUUGUCGAGGCUGCCGGCGUCUCCGAAAUGACCUGCGUUAAGGAUGUCGGUGUCAGUGGCAUUGGGGCUUUGCUUGAGCCAAGCAUCACGGAUACUGUCAUAUAUCCGUUUCUUGGGGAUGUCUAA
Molecule: messenger RNA, 2618 nt
Organism: Pyricularia pennisetigena
Lineage: Eukaryota; Fungi; Ascomycota; Sordariomycetes; Magnaporthales; Pyriculariaceae
Exons: 6
Coding region: 159-2618 (819 amino acids)
Source: RefSeq, a predicted model, not a curated record